GAGGCUUCGCCCGAGCCCAGCGCUUUUUCUUCCGCCGCGCAGUCUCGGAGCGGCGUGGGCUCGUGGGGAGCGCGAGGCGGCCGAGGUGCCCGCGGUUGGGAGGCCGGCCCUGGCGCACCCCGCGCCCGCGCCUCUGACAGCUGCAGCUGGGCUCGAGCUGUCCGCUCCCGGCUCCGCGGCCUCCGCCCCCUCGGGCUCCCUCCCCUCCGCCUCUACCCCUCCUGCUCCGGUGCGGAUCAUUUCGCAACUGCUCGCCUCUCGCCCCGUGCCCGGCUGUUUUUCCAUUUCCCAGUCCCUCUUCUUGAGUACUUUGCCCCUGCAUUUGAGGAGAGGGGCUGGAAAGGGGGCGGGUGGAACGACCGGAGAAGAAGGAAGCGAGGCCCGGAGGAGGAGGAGAAGGAGGAGGAUCGGCGGACCGUAGGGAGGAGACCCCACGCCACCCUUUCUGGUCAUCUCCCCUCCCGCCCCGCCCCUGCGCAUACUCCCUCGCCGGCGAGCUACUUUCGGACGAGGAAAGUGAGGGCGGCCCUGGGUGACAGCGCCGCGGGACUAGUCCUGGGGAAGCCGCGCGUCUGCUCGCGUCUUGUCCGCCGCGCUCCCAGCCAGGGGUACAGCCCGGACCCAGGAUGGCUUCGACUACAACCUGUACCAGGUUCACGGACGAGUAUCAGCUUUUCGAGGAGCUCGGAAAGGGGGCAUUCUCAGUGGUGAGAAGAUGUAUGAAAAUCCCUACUGGACAAGAAUAUGCUGCCAAAAUUAUCAACACCAAAAAGCUUUCUGCUAGGGAUCAUCAGAAACUGGAAAGGGAAGCUAGAAUCUGCCGUCUUUUGAAGCACCCCAAUAUUGUGCGACUUCACGACAGCAUAUCGGAAGAGGGCUUCCAUUACUUGGUGUUUGAUUUAGUUACUGGAGGUGAACUGUUUGAAGACAUAGUGGCGAGAGAAUAUUACAGUGAAGCCGACGCCAGUCAUUGUAUACAGCAGAUUCUAGAAAGUGUAAAUCAUUGUCACCUAAAUGGCAUAGUUCACAGGGACCUGAAGCCUGAGAAUUUGCUUUUAGCUAGCAAAUCCAAGGGAGCAGCUGUGAAACUGGCAGACUUUGGCUUAGCCAUAGAAGUUCAAGGAGACCAGCAGGCGUGGUUUGGUUUUGCUGGCACACCUGGAUAUCUUUCUCCAGAAGUUUUACGCAAAGAUCCUUAUGGAAAGCCAGUGGAUAUGUGGGCGUGUGGGGUCAUUCUCUACAUUCUACUGGUUGGAUAUCCACCCUUCUGGGAUGAAGACCAGCACAGACUCUAUCAGCAGAUCAAGGCUGGAGCUUAUGAUUUUCCAUCACCGGAGUGGGACACAGUGACUCCUGAAGCCAAAGACCUCAUCAAUAAAAUGCUUACUAUCAACCCUGCCAAGCGUAUCACAGCCUCGGAGGCACUGAAACACCCAUGGAUCUGUCAACGUUCUACUGUUGCUUCCAUGAUGCACAGACAGGAGACUGUUGACUGCUUGAAGAAAUUCAAUGCCAGAAGAAAACUGAAGGGUGCCAUCUUGACCACUAUGCUGGCUACGAGGAACUUUUCAGCCAAGAGUUUGUUGAAGAAACCAGAUGGAGUAAAGGAGUCAACUGAGAGUUCAAAUACAACAAUUGAGGAUGAAGAUGUGAAAGCACGAAAGCAAGAGAUUAUCAAAGUUACUGAACAACUCAUCGAAGCUAUCAACAACGGGGACUUUGAAGCUUACACGAAAAUCUGUGACCCAGGCCUUACUGCUUUUGAACCUGAAGCUUUGGGUAAUUUAGUGGAAGGGAUGGACUUUCAUCGAUUCUACUUUGAGAAUGCUUUGUCCAAAAGCAAUAAACCAAUCCACACUAUUAUCCUGAACCCCCAUGUACAUCUGGUAGGCGAUGAUGCUGCCUGCAUAGCAUACAUUAGGCUCACACAGUACAUGGAUGGCAGCGGAAUGCCAAAAACAAUGCAGUCAGAAGAGACACGUGUGUGGCACCGCCGGGAUGGAAAGUGGCAGAAUGUUCAUUUUCAUCGCUCGGGGUCGCGAACAGUACCCAUCAAGCCAUCUUGUAUUCCAAAUGGGAAAGAAAACUUCUCAGGAAGCACCUCUUUGUGGCAAAACAUCUAAGGCCUGAAAACCAUUCCCAUGUGGGUCUUCUAAGUAUCAACAGUGCCACUUCUGCAUUCUCUGUUCUCACCUGGAUGGUAACCCUGGGCCGUCCUCUCCUCCUCUUCAUGCAUGUUUCUGAGUGCAUGAAGUUGUGAAGGUCCUACGUGUAAUGCACAUGUGAUGCAUCAUCUUGUCAUAUAUUCCUUCCUGUACAUUGUUUACACUUCAACUAUGGAGAUGUUCCAUGCAAACUUCACUCACUGUUGGCAAACAAUAGGGGGAGGUCAGACAAAAUUCCACAAUACUCCAAGUACAAACCUACUCAUCCGGUUUCUCUGCUUAUGCCAAGACUUAACAGACUUCAAAAUUAUCGUUCUUUGAAUGACAGUUUGUAACAGAAAUGUAAGUUUUUAAAAACUCUUUGCUGUUCAUCUGUUUUAGCUUUUUUGUUUAACAAAAAAAGGGAAAAGAAAUUACCUUCAGUUUCCUGGUGUGAUCCUGGUUGAAAUGGUUGAUAUGUCACUGAAAGCUGUGUUGCUGUUUAACAAUGAAAGGGAUUGAUACGUGGGCAGAAUCACUUAUGAAUGUGGAAGCGAGAAUCGGUGGGUUUGCUACUACCUAAAGUCAUGUCUUUUUUGGUCAAACUGUGUAAACUGGAAAAACUCACGUCAUUGACGAGUUUGAUCACUUUAGGGUAUACUUGCACUGUUCUGGUGAAAUUUGCUGAAUUUUUUGUUCCUUUCUCAAACCUAUGCUCUUUUUUCUUCAUUUUCUCCUAUUUCUUUAUUACUUUUGUUUGCUUCCUUUAUAUUUUUCUGCUUUUCAUUCUUUUUUCUCUUUUUGUCUAGUAGUGUGAGAAAAGUGAAAUUUGCAUAAUGAAGGUAAAAUAAAAACAGGCCUUUUGGAGGUGGCUAAACUAGUGCUUUGAUCAUCUUCUGGGCCCAUAAAAAUGAUGUCAAGAAGAUUUCAAAAGUUUGUAAUUCUGCUCGAGUUUGGACGUAGGGAUCCUAACUAUGUUGGAGGUAUUAGAAUUGUUUAAACUUAUAAUAAAAGCAAGUAGGUUCCUACUGUACCUGCACCACGUCUCACUGAUUGGUGCAGUUGCCAGGAGAGUACCAAGCUGGUCGUAGAUCAGGAUUUUGUGCACAGGCGCUUCCUUCUGCCUUGCAGGAUGCGCGCCUCCUGCGUCAUCACUGGCUAGUUUUCUGAAGUUAGAGAGGCCUGCGGGUGUUUUCCAUUCUCCUAAGUGUUUGUUUUGAACUCUGUCUCUGUGACUUGUGCUUUUGUAGCUUCUCUCAUGUGUCAGAGUAACAUUAUCUUCCUUCGAGGAGUUAGCAUUUUCCUAUUUAAAAAAGGGGGGGGCGGGAGGGAUUGUCCCUGUUUUCUCUGUGGUUCUCAUUUCUCCUUUGUUUAUUCAAUUCCUGUGGGGCUUUUUCUCCUCCCUGAAAUGCUUUAUAGUGCAUGGUAUCUUCAUCAGCGUUAUUUUAACAAUAGUAAUUCACAAUCCCCAGAAGCCUAUUUUUAAAGCAGAAGCAAAAAAAUAAAAACAUCAACCCUCCCUCUUUUCUCUCAUUUCACCUUUCUGUGUUGAUUACUAAUCACCUUAGAUAUUGUUGCUAGUGGAUGUAUGGUAGAUGGAUUGAAGCUUUUCUGAUAAUUAUUACACGAUUUAAAACAAUAUAUAUUUAAAAUAAAAUAAAUAUAUACAGUAAAUGUAUUGGGCCAUGUUAACCUGCCAAUGAGAUCUGUGAAAAAAAUAAUGGCCUCAUUUUUCCCUUUUUAAUUUCUUUUACCUUUUUGUGCAGCAGCUAUACGUGGCAUACAUGUAUUUUUUAACAAAAUAGGUAUAGAGUGUUUUUUUUUUUUUACACUUUUAGCAUGUGGUGUUGAAGUAUUAUUACUGUAGAUCAAGUUUGUCUUCCGCACUAAGACGUGAGGAAAUUGUGAUUUGUUCUCUCCACCACAAUUGAAUUACACAUUUAUUAAUUAUCUUCUCUCAUUUUGAAACACUGCAGUUUACCGUGGGACACUGUAUAUAUUUCUUGCCAUAAUGGUAAAUGACUGAUUGAUAUAUUUAAGAGUUAAUAAAUUUGUGAUUUCUGCUGA
This is a messenger RNA of Aethalodelphis obliquidens (Pacific white-sided dolphin), 4211 nucleotides long. It is a transcript of the gene CAMK2D, whose product is annotated as calcium/calmodulin dependent protein kinase II delta. Gene Ontology annotation, biological process: protein phosphorylation. Gene Ontology annotation, molecular function: calmodulin binding; calcium/calmodulin-dependent protein kinase activity; ATP binding. Lineage: Eukaryota; Metazoa; Chordata; Mammalia; Artiodactyla; Delphinidae. The record is from RefSeq and is a predicted model, not a curated record. The transcript has 19 exons. Bases 627 to 2123 code for a protein of 498 amino acids.